Benincasa hispida (wax gourd) is the source of this 4783-nucleotide messenger RNA. RefSeq lists its product as uncharacterized. NCBI's taxonomy places the organism in Eukaryota, Viridiplantae, Streptophyta, Magnoliopsida, Cucurbitales, Cucurbitaceae. The record is from RefSeq and is a predicted model, not a curated record.
UAGCUAAUCGCUCACUCGCUUACUUUCAAUUCGCCAGUUUGUUCUGAUUCAGUGAAAUGGUUUGACAAUCCAAUUUUGGCGCUCCUUUUUUAGGAAAGCAAUUAGAAAUCAUUGUAUAUUUUUCUAAAAGAGUCAUUUUAUAAUCUAUCUUAAUUUAUGUACUUUGUUUCUCUAUUUUGAGUUGGAUAUGGCAGGGUAGGAAACUUUUACAAUUUUGGCAAAUAGUUGAUUGUUAUAGAUUUUGUAUGUUCCCCUGUAAUCUGAAUCUAAGGCCUGUAUUUGGGGUGUAGAUUGUGUCUAAAUUGGUGUAGUUCUUAAAUUGAGAUUUUUCUUUUAUCCUUUGAUAUUUCUGGGUCUAGUCAAAUUUAGUACUAGGCUUCCUCAAUGGUUCUUAAUUUCGAGGGAGCAGUACCAUGCAUAUGUUCUUCUUUUUCUCUAUCUUUUUUUCCCCAUAAUAUUUCAUUGAAGUUUUGGGGCUUUUUUUUUGGUCUAACAAGUUUCUUUUGACUGGUAAGUUUUGCGUACUACAGCUUUUUGUUGUCUUGAUUGGGGGAAGCCAUUUCAGGGAGAAGGUUGUUUUUUAUAUCUGGGUAUUGUUCCUUAAUGCAUGCACCUUAUUUCUAUUCUUUGGGUUUCUGGCUAUUAGUUUGUUUUGGUUAUGCAAUUUUAUGUCGUUUAGUUGGGUUGCCUGCAACAAUUUGAUGUUUUAAUAAACAUUUUCCUGGAGAAAAAUGGGUUUAAUGGUCUCUUCAUCAAAGCUCUUUUUGUGCUUCUUCUUUCAAGAAGUUUGAGAUUUCUGAUCUUUCUAUAGCGGGUUAUUUUGCUAGAAUCUGCCUGCAUUUAUUUGAUGGUCACAUAAGAGUUGUUUUGAGGUUCUAAUUUCAUGGUACCAUGAUCAGUUGACCCCCCUCCAGGGUUUUAAUUUUGUUGGAAGCUAGGUUGUCCCGUAAGAUUAGUCAAGGUGCGCAUAAGGGUCCAGAUAUUAAGAAAAAAGAAAUUUGUUGGAAGCUAACGUUGGGGUGGGCAAAGCCCUCCCAAGAAUUAUUGAGUUACAGAAAACAAUGCAGUGUGCUCCUUUAAGUAGUGAUUUUCAGAAAGUUUUAGACAAACGAAAGGAGUCGCUAGAAUUGAGACUGGAGGAAAACGGUUGUUCCAGAGGAAUUAAGGAUUCCAAAGUUUCUUCUUUUGCAUGGAGGAACUUUUUUUAUUACAGAUGUGCCGUCAUUAGUUUUCUUACAGUCGAAUCUGAUGGACUCUGGAGAAUUGUUGCAUUACCACUGCAAUACCUAGAUAGCGUGGAUGUGAGCUGCCUGCCUCAAAUGAAUCAAUUUACAGCUGAGAGAAAAUUGGUGCAGGAAGGCCCUGCCUCUACUGGUACAUACUCAUUUAAUUCAUUCAGAUGUAGAAGCUUGCUGGAGUCGAAUAAAAAGUUAUUGGAUAGUAAAGCCAUUAAGUCGUCAGAUAAAUCCUCUGGCAAGUUCUCUUGUACGAGUUCAUGCUCCAGCUCUGCUUUGAUGUCAAGUGACUCUAGUGCAAUCUCUGACAUCCCCAAUGGCAGAGCUAAAAUGCAGAGAUAUGGGAAGAAAAAUCCAAGAAAGAAGGCAAAAAAGAAAGAAAUAGAAAGUAAGAAGAUAUCUUCUGAAUUUGUCUCUGCUGAAACGGAAGUAUCAUCCAAGGAUUCUGCCUGUGGAAGUUUUUUGUCAAAAGCUUGUGGCAGUAAUGAUUCAGAUUGUAGUGAUAGAUCUGUUUUGUGUUCCAUUGCACAAGAAAUUUUUCUGCCAGAUUUUAGGGCCAGUAAAAAUGGUUUUGAACGAGAUUCUGAGAGGAUUAUUCAGCCACUUGGAACCGCAGAUUCAAUAUCCUUUGAAAUUGUUGAUGAGAAUGCAUCUGAGGUUUCAUCUUCUGCAAUAAAGAAUUAUAGUGAGUAUUAUAAAGUUUGUGGAUCCAGAAACCAGGCCCUAAUCAAAGUACCUGGUUGUGCCCAUGUCGAUGGGGGAGUAAAUUCAAGAGAGAGGUUAUUUGCUGACAGCUGCAAGGAUUUUUGCUUUAAGGAUUCUUUGGAUAAUAAUUCUCCAGAUUCUAAGUGUGUUAGUUUAAACAGUAACACUGAUAAUUUUAACUUGAAAUUAAAGGAAAAGAAAGGUUUUGGAGUUGAUUUGUUGAAAGAACGAAGUUCACCUUCUAAAGAGAACUACUGUUUUCGUAACACAGUAAGAGAUGUAGAUGUGAAUGCAGAAGUGGAGAGAGCCAAUCAUGGUAUUCGAGAAAGUACUGUUAGUGAAACUCGUUCAGUCUUACCUGGAAAGAAAACUAAACAAAAUAAAAAAUUGGCCGGGAGUACAAGGAUGAAUAGAUAUGGUGGUCUGGUGAGUUCACAAAGGCGUACAGGGAAGGAAAACAGACAUACUGUCUGGCAAAAGGUUCAAAGGAAUAAUAGUGGUGGAUGUUGUGAACAGUUGGACCAAGUAAGUCCUAUCAGCAAACAGUUUAAAGGCAUCUGUAAUCCUCCUGUUGGUGUGCAAAUGCCAAAGGUCAAGGAUAAAAGAACUGGGAACAGAAAACAGCUGAAAGAAAAAUUUCCCAGGAGGUUGAAACGUAAAAAUACUUCAGGACAAGAGAAGAUCUAUCAUCCUACUAGGAAUAGUUGUGGAAGUAAUACUAGUUCAAUGGUUCACAAAUCACCAAAUAAAAGUUUGGAUAUUCGAUCAAUGGGCUUUGACAUAAGAAGAUCAAGUGAUGAUCCAAGAUCUCGUUUUCAAAAUGAUACUACUGAUAAAUGCACGACUUCCGAAUCAUUUGAAAGUACACAAGUCUGUCUAGGUGGACUGUUGUCAAACAAACUUAUCUCCAAUGGUUUGAAUAGUCAAAAAGUAGAGAAUGACUCCAGCUCAUCACCAAGGUCAUGCGACUCCUUAAAUCAGUCAAAUUCGGUAGAGGUUCAGUCUCCUGUCUACCUUCCUCAUCUUUUCUUUCAAGCAACAAAAGGAAGUUCCUUGGCUGAACGCAGCAACCACAACAACCAACCUAGAUUACCUCUUCAGAACUGGUUGCCAAGUGGAGCAGAGGGUUUGACCACCUUGGCCAGACCUGAUUUUUCGUCUAUGAAAGAUGCAAGUAUGCAACCUGUUGGCACUUCAGAAAAAUCAAUUCAAGAAAGAGUCAAUUGCAACUUACUAAAUCCUGUUUCUGUUGUAAUUGAGGGGAUUCAGCAUUCUAGAGAUGGGAAUCAUGGUCCUUUAGAACAUGAAUGUGAGGUGCAGAAGAUGCAUGGCUAUGAUACAACCACACUACAGGAUCAUAAGUAUGAAUUUGAUGUGGAUGAGCAUUUUAGUUGCAAAUCCUCACGUGAAGAUGCUUCUAGAAUGGAGCAAGCAGUGAAUAAUGCAUGUAGGGCGCAAUUGGUAUCUGAAGCUAUUCAAAUCGAAACUGGUAGUCCAAUUGCAGAGUUUGAAAGAUUCCUUCAUUUGUCCUCCCCUGUUAUCAACCAGAGACCCAAGUUAAGAACUAGUGAAAUUUCCCCAAGAAAUCUGCCAGGUGAUGUGAUGCCAUGUAGCAAUGAGACGGACAACAUUUCCUUGGGUUGCCUGUGGCAAUGGUAUGAAAAACAUGGCAGCUAUGGCUUAGAAAUAAAAGCCAAUGGUCAUGAAAAUUCAAAUGGAUUUGGCGCUGAUAACUCUGCAUUCCGUGCAUAUUUUGUUCCAUUUCUUUCAGCUAUUCAACUAUUUAAGAGCCAGAAAACUCAUGUUGGAACAACUACUGGUCCUGUGGGAUUUGAUUCGUGUGUAAAUGAUAUAAAAGUGAAGGAGCCCUCGACUUGUCGUCUUCCAAUAUUUUCAGUGCUUUUUCCCAAGCCCUGUACUGAUGAUGCAAGCGUUCUGCGGGUUUGUGAUCAGUUUCAUAGUUCAGAGCAACAUUUGGCUUCUGAAAAGAGGAAAUGUUCAGAACAAUCGGUCAACAUAAAAUUAUCUGGAGAAUCAGAACUCAUUUUUGAAUAUUUUGAAGGGGAACAACCUCAGCAGAGAAGGCCAUUAUUUGAUAAGAUACAUCAGCUGGUCGAGGGAGAUGGAUGUCCACAAGGAAAAAUAUACGGGGAUCCGACCAUGCUCAAUUCCAUAACUUUGAAUGAUCUGCAUGCUGGAUCAUGGUACUCAGUGGCAUGGUAUCCCAUUUAUAGGAUACCAGAUGGCAACCUUCGAGCUGCAUUUUUGACUUACCACUCAUUAGGACAUUUUGUUUCUAGAACUCCCCAAUCUAACUCUCCAGAUACAAAUUCUUGUUUAGUUUGUCCAGUCGUGGGUCUUCAAAGUUAUAAUGCACAGAAUGAAUGCUGGUUCGAGCCUAGAAACGGUAAGCCUACAUUUACCCCUGGCUUAAAUCCUCCUAGAAUCCUUGAGGAGCGCCUGAGGACGCUGGAAGAGACUGCAUCUCUUAUGGCCAGAGCUGUGGUUAAGAAAGGAAAUCUGAACUCUGAAAACACGCAUCCAGAUUACGAGUUCUUCCUCUCACGGAGACUGUAGUUACAUAACCAGAGGUUUCAUGCUUAGAACUUAUCAAGGAGAUUCUUUCCUUUUGUCAAUAUUCUUGAGAAUUUAGUUUAGGUUAGGACCUAAUCUCAAGUAGGAUGUAAGAGAGCAGCUGAUCUUAGUCUGUAAUGCAUUUACACAAUGUUCUUUUUGUUACUUUGGUAUUUUCCACCUCUUUUCUCUAUCCCUUCAUAAAUACCUUCUAAAUUGGUAUAUUGACUAUAACAAGAUGAAAGAGAAUAAAUGAAGUAUCAACAAAA